AUGUCCCCCCACAACGACGCUCCUUCUCCCGCAGGUAGCUUCACUCAAUCGUUCAACAUGUCCUUCCGCCCUGCCGCCGGUUCAGGUCUCCGAGUCUCCUCAAGCAAGUCUAACAGCAUCUUCGACGCUCCAUUGAACGACUCACAAUACUCCUCCUCAUACAGCAGCGCAUCAUUCGACCCCGAAGACCACAUGGCUCGUCACUUGGUCCCCGGAAUCUACGUCCCAACGCCCUGCUUCUUUGACCCGGUUACGGAAGACCUCGAUACCGCAACCAUUGCUUCACAUGCGGUACGUCUUGCUCAAGCGGGCGUCAAAGGUUUGGCGACGCAAGGCUCCAAUGGCGAGGCUGUGCACCUCACCCAUUCCGAACGCCAGACAGUCACCUCCACCACCCGCUCCGCGCUGGACUCGGCCGGCUUCUCUCAUGUCCCCAUCAUCGUUGGCUGCGGAGCACAGUCGGUGAGAGAGACGGUACAAUACUGCCGCGAGGCGUACGCUGUGGGCGGCGACUAUGCUCUUGUGCUUCCUCCUGCAUACUACGCAGGUCUCUUUGCUCCGGCGUCAGCGAGUGUCGUCGAAUUCUUCCAGACGGUGGCCGACCAAUCCCCCAUCCCCAUCCUCAUCUACAACUAUCCAGGGGCCGUGUCCGGCAUGGACCUGUCUUCCGACGUCAUCAUCCAGCUUUCGGCACACCCGAAUAUCGUAGGUGUCAAGCUCACAUGCGGCAAUACCGGGAAGCUGAACAGGAUUGUGGCGGCGACCAAGUCUGCAAAGCCACAAUCGUCAAGUACCGCCCCGCCGUUCUUGGUUCUGGGAGGAAGUGCCGACUUCACCAUGCAGAGUUUGAUUGGUGGUGGUCACGGUAUCCUCGCUGGAUUGGCCAACAUCUCGCCUAAGGCUUGUAUCGAGAUCAUGCGCCUGUACCGUGAGGGCAACUUUGCAGAAGCACAAGCGGUGCAGGAGAUUGUUGCCAGAGGUGACUGGACGGCGAUCCAAGGUGGCAUCGUGAGCACUAAGGCCGGUAUGGAGAGCUGGCUCGGAUACGGAGGCUAUGGUCGCUCUCCUCUGCCUCGUCCUACCAGCGAACAGAGCGCAAAGUGGAAGGAGGGCUUCAGGGAGCUCUUCACAUUGGAGAAGAGUCUGUAA
Molecule: messenger RNA, 1149 nt
Organism: Mollisia scopiformis
Lineage: Eukaryota; Fungi; Ascomycota; Leotiomycetes; Helotiales; Mollisiaceae
Product: aldolase
Exons: 1
Coding region: 1-1149 (382 amino acids)
Molecular function (GO): 4-hydroxy-tetrahydrodipicolinate synthase activity
Source: RefSeq, a predicted model, not a curated record